Molecule: messenger RNA, 2607 nt
Organism: Tupaia belangeri chinensis (Chinese tree shrew)
Lineage: Eukaryota; Metazoa; Chordata; Mammalia; Scandentia; Tupaiidae
Gene: C8B
Product: complement C8 beta chain
Exons: 12
Coding region: 82-1854 (590 amino acids)
Biological process (GO): complement activation
Cellular component (GO): membrane attack complex
Molecular function (GO): protein binding
Source: RefSeq, a predicted model, not a curated record
CAGACGCUGACGGUCACACUCACUGUGUGGGCGCUUCGUGGACCCAGGAGCAGCAGCUAGCUCUCCUCUCACAUUGAGGAAAUGAAUCUCAGGACAGGGACUUGGACACCGGCAGAGCUGUUCUUUCUCUCGGCAGCCCUGGGCUGUUUCAGUUUGCCUGGCUCCAGAGGGGAAAGGCCACUUUCCUUUGGAUCAAAUGCAGUCAACAACAGCCUCAUUCAGAGCAGGCAGAAGCGGAGCGUGGAUGUUACCCCAAUGCCUAUUGACUGUGAACUGUCCAGCUGGUCCUCCUGGACCACCUGUGAUCCCUGUCAGAAGAAAAGGUACAGACACGCCUACUUGCUCCGACCCUCUCAGUUCCAUGGAGAACCGUGCAGCUUCUCUGACAAGGAAGUUGAAGACUGUGUUACCAGCAGACCAUGCAGAACCCAAGUGCGAUGCGAAGGCUUCGUGUGUGCACAGACAGGGAGAUGUGUGAACCGCAGGCUUCUUUGCAAUGGGGACAAUGACUGUGGCGACCAGUCGGAUGAGGCAAACUGUAGAAAGAUUUAUCAAAAAUGUCACCAGGAAGUGGACCAAUACUGGGCAAUUGGCAAUCUGGCCAGUGGGAUAAAUUUGUUCACAAACAACUUGGAGGGCCCGGUUCUCGAUCACAGGUAUUAUGCUGGUGGAUGCUCCUCCCAUUACAUCCUGAACACAAGGUUUAGGAAGCCAUACAAUGUGGAAAGCUAUACCCCACAGACUCAAGGCAAAUAUGAAUUUGCACGGACAGAAUAUGAAUCAUAUUCGGAUUUUGAACGCACUGUCAUGGAGAAAUCAACUAGCGAGUUUAGUUUCGGUUUUGGUUUAAAAGUACCUGGAAUAUUUGAAUUUGGCAUUAGCCAUGCAAGUGAUCAAGGCAAACAUUAUGUCAGCAGAAUCAAACGAUUCUCUCAUACUAAAAGUGUAUUUCUGCAUGCACGCUCUGACCUUGAAGUAGCACGUUACAAGCUGAAAUCCAGGAACCUCAUGCUGCAUUACGAGUUCUUUCAGAGAGUCAAGCGGCUGCCCCUGGAGUACGGCUAUGGGGAGUACAGAGAUCUCUUCCGCGAUUUUGGGACUCACUACAUCACAGAGGCUGUGCUUGGGGGCAUCUAUGAAUACACGCUCGUUAUAAACAAGGAGGCCAUGGAGAAUGCAGAUUAUUCUCUUAGCAACAUCCAUGCCUGUGCCCAAGCUGGUUUUAACAUUGGGGCUGCCAUCAAAGUGGUCUAUGCCAAGCUAGGUGUGUCGGCGAGCCAAUGCGAGGGUAUUCUGAAAGAAAUCAAUGACAGACGCAAGAGGAACACCAUGGUGGAAGACUUGGUGGUCCUUGUACGAGGAGGGGCGAGUGAGCAUAUCACUACCCUGGCAUACAAGGAGUUGCCCACUGCAGACCUGAUGCAGGAGUGGGGAGACGCAGUGCAGUACAACCCGGCAAUUGUCAAAGUUAAGGUGGAGCCUCUGUAUGAACUGGUGACAGCCACAGACUUUGCGUAUUCCAGCACAGUGAAGGAGAACAUGAAGCGGGCCCUGGAGGAGUUCCAGAAGGAAACCAGCUCCUGCCACUGUGCUCCCUGCCAAGGGAAUGGAGUGCCUGUUUUGAAAGAAUCACGCUGUGACUGCAUCUGUCCUGCUGGAUUCAAAGGCCCAGCUUGUGAGGUUACCCAUCGGAAAACGAAAAGUGUUCCCACUGAUGGGAGGUGGAAUUGCUGGUCAAGCUGGUCUUCAUGCUCUGGAGGACAUAAAACAAGACAAAGGCAGUGUAACAAUCCACCUCCUCAAAAUGGGGGCAACCCCUGCUCUGGCCCUGCUUCAGAAACCCUUAAAUGUUAGGGAAGGAGAGCUUCUAGCAGGGAAUACAGUUACGAGCUGCACACAGUAAGAACUUAGAACUCUGAAGAACACAGGUCAGCUCAUCCUGAAACCACUUCCCACUUGGGGCCAGCUCAAGAGCAGAGGGUAGUAUCAUUCAAGCUGUUUAAAAUGAAGAUGUCAGUUUGUAAAAUGCAUGUUGAUUUAGAUAAAUAGGAGUUAAACAAAAAUUUGAGAUUUCUUAAAGGCUUAAGUAUCCUUAUAAUUCCCACUUCACUAACUCUGCAAUUUUAUUGUAUUCACAUUUACUCCCAGCCAGGAAAAGGGCUGGGAGUUAUUCACAGUGAAAUUCCACUAAUUAGUAGUGAGUAGUGACUGGGCACAUAGUAGGUGCCAAAGAAUGAACCAAUGGGAGGAUAUUGAGUUGUUCUUCCCGUGGCGAGUACAUGUCAUAUUCAAUGACAAUAGCAGUUAGUGUUUAUUGGAUGGUUACUAUGUGCCAGUCACCAAUUCAGCAUAUUAAUUCAGUCUAUAACCAUAACAACCUUAUAAGGUAGAUACUGGUAAUAGCCCUAUUAGACAAGAGGGGAAACUGAGACUUAGAAACAGUUAAGAAACUUGACCAGGAAUACAUUUCUAGAAAAUGGCAGAGUUGGGCUGCAAACACAAGCUCUUGCAUUUUAAACUCUUAUCAGUGUUGCUCUUACCUCUCAGUGAAUGAGUAUCUGAUUAACAAAGACACUGUCAUGAAUUAAAACACAGCAGAAAAUACUG